AUGGUGGUUACACCACACAGCAAAUAUUUAAUGUUGAUUAAACCGGCCUUUUCUGGAAAAAAAUGCCAUCUAGGACAUUCAUUGCAAAAGAAGGAAAAGUUAAUGCCAGGAUUCAAAGCUGCAAAGGAUCGACUAACACUGCUUUUAGGUGCUAAUGCAGCUGGUGAUUUGAAGCUGAAGCCUAUGAUGAUCUACCAUUCUGAGAAUCCCAGGGCUCUGAAAAACUAUGCUAAAUCUAGCCUGCCUGUUUACUACAAAUCAAACACUAAAGCCUGGAUGACUGCAAGUCUAUUUACAACAUGGUUUACAGAUUAUUUUAAACCCACAGUUGAAGCCUACUGCAAGGAAAAAAAAAUUCCUUUUAAAAUUUUAAUGCUUACUGACAAUGCACCUUCUCACCCACGAGCAUUAAUGAAAAUGUACAACGAGAUUCAAGUUGUUUUCUUGCCUGCAAACACCACAUCUAUUCUUCAGCCUAUGGAUCAGGGAGUGAUUGCAACCUUCAAAUUAUAUUAUUUGAAGAAGACAUUUACUGCUGCUAUAACUGCCUUAGAUAGCGAUGCAUCUGAUGGUGCUACACAGAGCAAAUUAAAAGCCUUCUGGAAAGGAUUUACAAUUCUAGAUGCUAUUAAAGCAAUUAGAGAUUCCUGGAAAGAAGUUUCAGAAUCAGCAUUGAGACGUGUGUGGAAAAAGCUAAUCCCCACCUUUAUGGAUGAUUUUCCCGGCCUUGAGACUUCGGUAGAGGAAGUCAAUGCUAGCGUUGUGGACAUGGCUAGACAACUGGAACUAGAAGUGGAGCCUGAAGAUGUUACAGAAUUACUUGCAUCUCAUGACCAGCCAUUGACAGAUGAAGAUUUGAUUAUGAUUGAAGAGCAAAGAAGACUGUUUCUUGAAACUGAUGGUUCUACUGAUGAAGACCCAGUUUGCAUUAGGGAAAUGCCAACAAAAGAAUUAGAGGAAUAUGUCAGUUUAAUUGAAAAGGGUUUGGCAGGUUUGGAGCAUAUUGAUGGCAAUUUUGAAAGAAGUUCUUCAGUUAAUAAAAUUGUGUCAAAUGGAAUUGCAUGUUAUAAAGAAAUACUUCGAGAAAGGAAGCAUCAGUCCAUGAAGCAAACUUCUUUGCUAUCAUAUUUUAAUAAAGUCCCACAGCCAUCAUCAUCACCUUCAACAUCAAGACCUGAUGAAUCUUUGUCAAGUUCUCCACCUUCAAAACUGAUUUGCAUUGAAGACUCAGAUGAUGAAUCAUAA
Messenger RNA from Bombina bombina (fire-bellied toad), 1245 nucleotides. RefSeq names its product tigger transposable element-derived protein 1-like. Bases 1 to 1245 code for a protein of 414 amino acids. Lineage: Eukaryota; Metazoa; Chordata; Amphibia; Anura; Bombinatoridae. Gene Ontology annotation, cellular component: nucleus. Gene Ontology annotation, molecular function: DNA binding. The record is from RefSeq and is a predicted model, not a curated record. The transcript has a single exon.